Copidosoma floridanum is the source of this 3669-nucleotide messenger RNA. RefSeq names its product integrator complex subunit 2 (gene IntS2). The record is from RefSeq and is a predicted model, not a curated record. Gene Ontology annotation, biological process: snRNA 3'-end processing. Lineage: Eukaryota; Metazoa; Arthropoda; Insecta; Hymenoptera; Encyrtidae. Gene Ontology annotation, cellular component: integrator complex.
GCAUCACUUCUGAGAGUCAAAACAUCACAACAGUCGAUGAUCAUCUUCUAGUCCUUGCCCCGACUGCUACUCUCGGAUAAGAUGCAGUUGGUGUCGGCGGUCUCGCCUGCUGUGUUUGCCGCCAUCCAGACGGUAAACACCGACGCGCUGGCCGAGUGCAGCGAACGCCAAAUCAGGCCGAUACUGCCCUGCUUGGUUAGGAUGAGCCUGAUCGCGCCCUUGGACACAACAGCCGAGUGCGUCGAGGCCAGGAAGCAGAUACUUACGAUACUCUCUGGAAUAGAGUCGGUCAAUUCCAUGGUUGCCCUGCUGUCGAUUGACUUUCACGGGCUUGAGAUUGAUGUCAGGCGCGAGCAGCAGUUGAGACAGAAAAAGGGAAAUGCUCAAGCGGACAGUAUAUUGGCGCAGUCUCUUCAGGGUGCGUUUAUCCUGGAGUUUGAGAGAAGCGACGCCAACAGGCGUAUUAGGCUGGUGUUGAGUGAAAUCCUGUUCAUACAGUCUCAGAUUCAAGAACUCCAGAAAAACCAAGAGUUUCAAAUCAAACAGUCAGACUUGUUCGACAGUGUCGUGUACAUAGAGGAAAUCAGCUACAUAAUAUGCAUUGCUUUGGCAGAAUUGCCGGACCUACUGUCUUUGCCAGAUAUAUGCGAAACGUUGCUUCACAUUAAACAUGGACCAGAAAUAGUAUGCUGGAUUGUGGCCAACAAUCCCGACUGUUUUAUGGAGGUCUGUUCGCAUUUAAUUGCCAAUGGUGAGCGACAAGAGGAAUCGGCACUGAGCGGUAUUAGAAAUCAAACUCUGACUCUGUUGUGUCAAAUGAAUCCAUCUCAGGCCCUAGCUGUGAGAGCAAAGUGCGUGGAACUUUGCAGGAUGCCAGCUUUGGCUAUUACUUUGAGUUUGGAGAAUGAUGGUACCAGCAGUUCAGUAGCAGAAAGUGAUAUUGUGGCUUUUGUCUCUGGCCUACUACUUGGUAGUGAUACUCAGGUGAGAGCAUGGCUAGCAAUGUUCAUUCGGAAUGGACAGAAACGGAAAGUGGAGUCGCAUGGAGCUUUGCAAGCCCUCAGAGACGAGCUGCUCCAAAGGCUACAAGCAAUAACGUCGCACAGCUCUGAUGGACAGCUUGCGGAAAGCCGAGUCGUCCAAGCGAGUGCCUUGCUUAGACUGUACUGUUCUUUACGCGGCAUCGGUGGCAUCAAAUUUCAAGACGAGGAAGUGGUAAUGAUCGUCAAGCUUCUAACAUCGCACCCUCCUCCGUCGCCUGCUGGUGUUCGUUUCGUUUCUCUAGGCUUGUGCAUGCUCAUCGCUUGCCCGUCGUUAAUUGGCCAUCAUAAUUUGGAAAAACCCUGCAUCGAGUGGAUUCAGUGGCUGGUACGUGAAGAAGCCUACUUUGAAAGCGCGAGUGGCGUCUCUGCCAGUUUUGGUGAGAUGCUGUUGCUCAUGGCUAUUCACUUUCACAGCAAUCAACUAUCAGCCAUCUGCGAACUCGUCUGCUCGACCCUAGGCAUGAAGAUACCCAUUAGACCAAACAAUUUGACUCGUAUGAAACAAAUCUUUACGCAAGAGAUUUUCACUGAACAGGUAGUUACGGCGCACGCGGUAAAAGUACCGGUGACGGCGAAUCUCAAUGCAAACAUACCAGGAUUCCUGCCAGUUCAUUGUAUACAUCAGCUGCUCAAGUCUCGAGCUUUUGCUAAGCACAAGGUGCCGAUAAAAAAUUGGAUUUAUCGCCAGAUUUGUGCCAGCGUGUCGCCACUGCAUCCACUGCUCCCAGCUCUGGUUGAAGUUUAUGUUAAUUCAAUCUUAGUUACGAGUAAUAAGUCUAUCGAGCACACGAACAAACCUAUCACAGAAGACGAAAUAAGACGAGUGUUUCAAAAUAAUUCGUUUGCCGUGAAUAUUGAUUCUAUGAACAAUAACAAAAAGAAGACAAGCCUCAAGUCUUUUGAUGCAAUGGAAAUUGAUUGCGCAACAGAUAACAUUACCACGGAAAGCACAACUAAACCGUCGCUGACGUCGCAACUUUUGCUCCUGUAUUAUUUAUUAUUAUACGAGGAUGUAAGGCUAUCAAAUACUCAUAAUUUCACAUCCCAGGGUCGCAAGGUCAAAGCUUACUCGAUCGAAUUCAUGUCCGAAUUACCCAUCAAGUGUAUGCUGCAGCAAGUCCAAAGGGAUCAAAUGAGUUAUGGUAAUUUGUUCCCUCCACUGCUCAGGUUACUAGCCACGCAUUUUCUGCACUUAUCGCUUGUGGAAGACUGGCUCGACGACGAGGCAAUUAAUCUCGAUGUUGGUACUCUGACCAAAAGCCACAACGAAUCAAUUGUAGUAAACGAUUCUAGUAUUAUGGAGGCUUUCGAUCACGUACAAAGUUGCCCGUCACGAACGGCUGUGCUGCUCAGACAACUGAUUUCAAUGAAACCUACAGAUAUCUGGCCGUAUGCCAAUACCAUAGUGCAGUUUUUCAAGAGGGUGUUGGAUGAACAGGUGCCGAGGUACAUUCAAGAACUCUAUCAACAAGUGUGGCUGAGGCUAAAUGCAGUACUACCGCGCUGCCUGUGGGUACUUACAAUAAACGAAUUGUUUAUGGACAAUUCAACAACUGUAUUUUUAACUCAAGAAACUAUUGUUUUCGAUCCGCUUCAAGUUUUACGCUGCGACAUGCGGGUUUUCCGUUGCGCACCUGUCUUGUCUGUAAUACUUAGGAUACUACAAGCAACACUAGCAGCGUCCCGAUCGCAAUUAACAAGGCACGUACAGGAUAGACCGUUAAUAGAAAAAGCUGGACAGCUGACAAAUGAAGCAGAAAGAGAAGAACUGAAAACUGCUCUGAUCGCUGGUCAGGAAAGUGCUGCUGUUCAAAUUUUAUUGGAGACGUGUAUUGAGACCGAGGAGGACAGAAUUGUUCCCGGACAAAUGUGGUCCCUCAGGGAAAUAAGGAGUGUUAUAUGUUCGUAUAUACAUCAAGUAUUCAUUGCUGAACCGUCUCUCGCUAAAUUGGUGCAUUUUCAGGGUUACCCUAGGGAGUUAAUCCCGGUGACAGUUGCUGGUAUCCCAUCAAUACACAUCUGCCUGGAUUGGAUUCCAGAACUACUUGCCCAGCCGGAAUUGGAAAAACAAGUUUUCGCCGUGGAUCUUGCAUCCCACUUGGCAAUUCAGUAUGCGUUACCUAAAGCAUUGAUUGUUUGUCGAUUAGCGAUCAACACUUUAGGUACCUUAUUGGGCGCUUUACCGGCAAAAGAUCGCGUUGAACUUUUCAUGCCGAUUUUACCUGCCCUUACGAGGAUAAGCUUUGUGUUUCCGCCUCUCGUCGAAGGAAUCAUCGAUUUGCUCUUGCAGCUCGGUCGCGUUAGUAAUGCGCAGGCAGCACUAGGUGAUCGAUCUGCCGAGUUACUCUGUCAAGAGGUCAAUUCGACGUUUGCCAGCCUCUUGCAAAAAGCUGUUCUUCAAUCUAAUAUUUAUUGAAGUGUGUGACGUAUCUCAUUAGUUAAAUUACAAAUUGUUCUAAAAGCACUGUAAAAUAUUUAAUGUUGUCAGAUGGUAAUGAUUUGUGAUUUCAAUACCAAUUACAUUUUUUAAUGAAAUUCGUACAUUUAGAUCAUGUUAAAUUAUAAAAUAUUUGAAUCGUGAUUUACGACAAUGAUUGAAUUAAACCAUGUUGACUAAAGUGUUAGA